AUGUGGCAGGCUACUGUCCGUCGCGUCUCAGAGACAUCUGUUGGUAGCAGUCCAACUGCACUUUCUCUGCUUUUUAGUAGCAUUAAUGGACUUUCACCUUUUGCAAACUCUAGUGGAUGUAGUCGUGCUGGUAAAGAAUCUGACGCAUUAGACACUGAGCCAUGUGCUACCUGUGGCGCUGGGGCUGGCGGUGGCAGUAAAGUUGUUGUAAAACGAUGCCCAAGGUGUCGCGAGGUGGCUUAUUGCGACGUUUUAUGCCAACGACUUCACUGGUUCACUCACAAGCAAUAUUGCCCUAUUCUAAAAAGUAAUUUAUAUUCCCUUGUCUCUCUCGAUCAGAUUGUUUAA
This is a messenger RNA of Protopolystoma xenopodis, 348 nucleotides long. The record is from the annotation of a GenBank genome assembly. NCBI's taxonomy places the organism in Eukaryota, Metazoa, Platyhelminthes, Monogenea, Polystomatidea, Polystomatidae.